Psylliodes chrysocephalus is the source of this 2920-nucleotide messenger RNA. The record is from the annotation of a GenBank genome assembly. Lineage: Eukaryota; Metazoa; Arthropoda; Insecta; Coleoptera; Chrysomelidae.
CUCAUAUGACAAAUAAUCGUGAGUUGGUUUGCUAUUGUUGAAUUAUUUGUGUUUUGUUGAUCAUUGCAAUACGCUUUAUUUUACCGGGUGUUACGAAUUUUAAUGACUUGGUUUUGUAGAAAUAACGUGUAUUUGGUUAGAAAGUGUCAUAACUAGAAAGUAACUUAAUUUUUAUAGAAAAAUUAUAUACAUCAACAUCUAACCUACAUAUUCAAAAUGAAAUAUAUACCUCAUCUAUGUAUAUUACUUGGAAUUUUUCUAGUGGAAGUUUCUACGCUUUUGCCUUCACCACUAGAUGAUAGUCCUCAAAUGAUUGAGCACCAAAGCAAAAACAUUUUUAAAAUUAAUAUCGAUGAAAUUGAAGAUGCAAUCGAAUUUGCAUCAAAGUACACUGGAUUGAUGAAUCGUUUUGAAAACACAAUUAAAUCACCAACCCGUAUAGUACCAGGAACACCUGCACAUGCUUCUUUUCUGAACCUCCAACCAGACCAGACAGCGGUAGACAGAGGAAGGCAAGCUCGAUUGGCUUUAAAGGCAUCUUGCCAGUUAGCGUACAGCACUUGUUUUAAAGAGCACAUGAAUUUAAUUGAAUGCAACGAGAAUUUGCAGCAAAUGUCUUUUCAUAACACGUCUUUAGGCUUCAUUUGCGAUCAUCUUGAUAAGAAAUGUUCACCUGAAGAAGAACUUAACAGUUACAGAUCUAUUGAUGGCACCUGCAACCAUAUUGAUAAAGCCUAUCUAGGAGAGUCUUACACGGCAUAUACUAGAUUUUUAAAUCCUCACUACAUAAAUGCCUUUGAAAUACCAAAGCGAUCGGUCUCUAAAGCAAUGAUGCCACUUCCAAGAAAAAUUAGCAGCACCAUUGUGAAUAAUGAAAACAAUCCCCACGAAUAUCUUACGUCAGCAUUUACUCAGUGGGGAAUUUUUAUAGAAGAGGAUUUAAGUAGAUUUGCUUCAACAAUAAUGAUUCAUUAUAACGAAUCCAUUGGUUGCUGUGACGAAGAUGGUCUCACCUUUGCACCUAGAUACAUUCAUCCCUCAUGUAUGCCUAUAGCUGUUCCACUAAAAGAUAAAUUUUAUAAAACAAAACGAGUGCAAUGCAUGAAUUAUGUUAGAUCGAUUACAGCACUAAGACCUGAUUGCAGUAUGGGACAUCGAGAACAGAUGAAUCAAGCAACUCAUUACCUAGAUGGAUCACAAAUCUACGGCCCUUCUGCCGAAAAAUCCUUACAUUUACGUGAUAUAGAAUCAGGAAAAUUAAAAACGUCCAUAAUAGAUAAUAAACCAUUCUUACCUUUACACACUGACGCAAAACAAUUCUGUAUGGUAAAUUCAGACACCGACGUUUGCUUCAAAUCGGGCGAUAAUCGCGUCAACUUCAUACCGCAGCUCACGGUGAUGCAAACUCUGUGGAUGAGAGAGCAUAACAGAUUAGCCGAAGAACUGACUCAGUUGAAUGAAGAUUGGGAUGCCGAAACAGUUUUCCAGGAAGCUAGAAGGAUAGUCAUUGCUGAAAUGCAGCAUAUUACUUACAACGAAUGGAUAAAGUACUUACUAGAUACAUCAAAUUUAAAUAAGAUAGUAAAAUAUGAUGAUUUUAAUAAACAUAUUGAUCCAACCGUUUCCAACGAAUUUGCUACUUCUGGUAUAAGAGUUUUGUAUGCUAUGAUUCCGAAUAUUAUAAGUUUGAUGGAUGAAAAUAAUAUGGAAAAUUCAACCUUACGUUUAUUGAAUCAUUUCAACAAUCCAGGCAUUAUAGUGACACACUUUGAUUCACUUUUGAGAGGACUUGCAAAUCAGAGGGCACAAAAAAUUGGAGUACACUAUUCAAUGGAUUUAACUAAUAAUUUAUUCGCUGAUGCUAAAUUUGGAUACGAUUUAUUAAGUUUUGACAUCCAGAGAGGUAGAGAUCAUGGUUUACCGGGUUAUAAUUUCUAUAGACAACUAUGUGGUUUGCCGAAAGUCCUAGAGUUUAAAGAUUUGAAGGAUGUAAUGUCAAAGUCGGCAAGGCUAUCCUUAUCUUUAGUUUACAAACAUGUGGACGACAUAGACCUAAUAAUUGGUGGACUGCUCGAAAAACCAGUGGACUCCUUAUUGGGACCAACGAUGUCCUGUAUAAUUGCAGACCAGUUUAUGCGAACUAAACAAGGAGAUCGUUUCUUUUACACCAAUACUAAUCAGCCCAAACCGUUUUCGGAGUUGCAAUUGAAUGAAAUCCGUAAAGUGACGCUAGCUAGAAUUUUUUGUGAUAAUUCCGAUAUAGGGAACAUACAACGAGAAGUUUUUAAAAAUAUAGAUGACAGCAAUUCUCCAGUAAGCUGUACAGACGACUCUAUUCCAAAAUUAAACUUGAUGGCUUGGAAUUAUGGAUCAGAAAUGUAUCUUUUAUAAUCAAUAUUCCUAAUGUUAUGGACACUUAACCAAAGACUGAAUUAAGACUAGUUUAUAAUAAGUAGUGUUCUUUAGCAAUUAACAAUAAUUAAAUUAUAAGCAAUUUUUUACAAUUUUGUCGAUUGUUAAUGUAAUUACAACUGACGUCUAAAAACAUCACUCACAGCUGACAAAAACAUCACUAACAACUGACAAGACAUUGACUACUGACGUUUCAAAAAAGCCCAAUCGAAAAUUGACCAUUGAGAAAUGACAUUUGCCAAUUAAAAACUCAAUAUUGUGGAAAACGAAUUGGACCACAGUUUUAAAGUCUUAAAAAAAUUAUAUAAGUGGUUUUUGUAUAGUAAUUUUUUAAUUUUAACUUUUUUCUUGCCUCUCUUAGUUGUAUCAGUACUUUUAAAAUAUAAAUUAACAAAUUACUUGGAUAUGGUUAAUGUAAAUUGUCUUUUGUAAUUUUUUAUAAUUCCUGAUGAUUACUUUUAAAAUUAUUUAUUUUUAUCAUCUCUUUACCAUUUCACCGUGCUCUAGG